Molecule: messenger RNA, 3535 nt
Organism: Magnolia sinica
Lineage: Eukaryota; Viridiplantae; Streptophyta; Magnoliopsida; Magnoliales; Magnoliaceae
Product: pentatricopeptide repeat-containing protein At2g13600-like
Exons: 1
Coding region: 59-2674 (871 amino acids)
Biological process (GO): RNA modification
Molecular function (GO): RNA binding; protein binding
Source: RefSeq, a predicted model, not a curated record
ACGUCCAAAAUUCUUUACUGCAUCCAACAACAGCUACACUGUAAUUCGAGCCUUCAAAAUGCCAGCACCCUUGAUCAUCCCUCAUCCAUCUCCAUCUUAUCCACAUGACAUCACCCAUCAUCAUCACAUACCCAUCGUCAUCCCAUCCAUACAAAGACCCAAAAACCCCACACUCCUCUCCUUCUUUUCUCCUCUCACCAACAAUCAAACCCAAUCCUCUACAACAUCCACACAUGCCAACUUCCAAACCCUGCUUCAUCGACCACCAACCUCACAUGACUAUGCCCAUGUCGUUGAAUCAUGCAUGUGCAUACAUAUGGCUAGACAGAUUCAUGCCCAUGCAUUCAAGACAGGCUUCCACGGACAUGAGUUCUUGGAAACAAAGCUGUUGCAAAUGUAUGGUAGGUGUGGGUGCAUUGAAAGUGCAUCCCUUCUGUUUGAGAAAAUGCCCUUUAGAAACAUAUACUCUUGGGCAGGUGCUCUGACCGUAUUUUCAGACCAUGGGUUGUUUGAGGAAGCGCUUCUACUGUUCAAACACAUGCAGGUUGAAGGGACUGAUUUUGAAUUCUUCAUUUUCCCUGUGGUUUUUAAGGCUUGUAGUGGUUUGGGUGAUUUGGGUUUGGGGAGACAGUUACAUGGAUUUGUAAUAAAGAGGCAGUUCGUUUCAAAUGUAUACGUGUGUAAUGCUCUGAUCGACAUGUAUGGGAAAUGUGGGUGUUUGUCUGGUGCAAAAAUGGUUUUUGAAAAGAUGCCAGAAAGAGAUUAUGUUUCAUGGAAUUCUAUUGUUACUGGGUGUGCAGUUAAUGGGAUGGUUUUUGAGGCAUUGGAAUUUUUAGAGAAGAUGCAGUCUUUGGGUAAUUUGAUGCCUAAUCUUGUGUCGUGGAGUGCAGCGAUUGGUGGGUUUGCACAAAAUGGGUAUGACGAGGAAGCCAUUGAGCUUUUCCAUGGAAUGCUGGCAGCUGGCAUUAAGCCGAACGCUCGGACAUUGGCUAGUGUAUUGCCAGCUUGUGCAAGACUACAAGCUCUAAGCAUGGGCAAGGAAAUUCAUGGCUAUAUAACGAGGCAAGAGUAUAUGUCCAAUGCUUUUGUCAUUAAUGGAUUGCUUGAUAUUUAUCGGAGGUGUGGUGAUAUGGGCAAUGCAUUGAUGAUCUUUUUGAAGUUUUCAAUUAGAAAUAGGGUGUCUUUCAAUACUAUGAUUGUUGGGUAUGGUGAGAACGGCGAGGUGAGUAAGGCUAAGGAACUGUUUGAUCAGAUGGAGCUGGUUGGGAUUGAUAAGGAUACGAUUUCGUGGAAUUCGAUGAUUUCUGGGUAUGUGGAUAACGGGCAGUUUGAUGAAGCCCUGAAGAUGUUUAGAGAUAUGCAGAUGGAGCAAGGGGUGGAAGCUGAUACUUAUACCUUGGGGAGUGCUCUUACUGCUUGUGCAGACAAGGCUGCUCUCAGGCAAGGGAAGGAGAUACAUUCGUAUGCAAUUGCUAGAGGACUUCAGUUGAAUGCAUUUGUGGGCGGUGCUCUUGUUGAGAUGUAUUCCAGAUGCCGUGAUCUACCGUCUGCUCAGAUGGCUUUUGAUGGAAUAAUGGAAAGGGAUUCAGCAGCAUGGAAUGCAUUGAUUUCUGGCUAUGCAUGCUGUAAUCACAUGGAGCACAUUGACAAGCUUCUUGAUAAGAUGAAAUCAGAUGGUUUGGAACCGAAUAUCUACACAUGGAACGGAAUUAUAACGGGCCACAUAGAGAAUGGGUACACUGAAUUGGCUCUGCAGCUGUUCUCUGAAAUGCAAUCUGCAAAUUUGAAGCCUGACAUAUAUACUGUAGGCAUGGUUCUACAUGCAUGCUCGAGCUUGGCAACAAUAGAACGGGGGAAACAACUUCAUGCACAUUCAAUCAGACAUGGGUAUGAGAUGUAUGUCCAUAUCGGGGCAACCCUCGUGGAUAUGUAUUCUAAAUGUGGAAGCAUCGAACAUGCACGCAUAGCAUUUGACAGGAUAUCUCACCAUAAUUUAGUUUCAAGAAACACCAUGCUUGCAGGAUAUGCCAUGCAUGGACGCGGGAAAGAAGGCGUUGCACUAUUCCAUCAAAUGCUGGUAGAUGGAAUUAGACCAGAUUCUGUUACUUUCCUAUCCGUUUUAUCGUUGUGUGCCCACUUAGGAUCGGUUGAAGAAGGUCAAGAGUACUUUGAUCUGAUGGCAAAUUAUGAUGUUAAACCUACCCUCAAACACUACACAUGUUUGGUCGAUCUGUUGAGCCGUGCAGGCUGUCUGAGUGAAGCAUACGAACUCAUCAAGAAAAUGCCGGUGAUGCCUGAUGCCGUAGUGUGGGGUUCUUUGCUUAGUGGCUGUGUUAUUCAUGGGAACGUUGGGUUGGGAGAAAUUGCAGCAAAUAGACUCAUUGAAUUGGAUUCUAGCAAUACAGGGAAUUUCGUUUUGCUGGCAAACUUAUAUGCUUCUACGGAGAGAUGGGAUGAUUUUUCUAAAACAAGGCAGCUAAUGAAAGACAGGGGAAUGCAAAAGAGCCCAGGUUGCAGUUGGAUUGAGGAUAAAGAUCAAAUUCAUGUAUUUCUUGCCAGUGAUAGAUCCCAUGAACAAACAGAUGAAAUCUACGCAGUGUUGGAGAGCUUGGCCUUGAAUAUGACAAAUGAAGUCUAUCCAUUUGGGAUACAUUUGAGUAGGGUCUGCAGCUGAGGGUGGACCUGCAUGUCUACAGGCCUGGUUGAGCUGAAAAAGGCGUUGAUGGCUCCUCGUUGCAAUGACCAUCACUCGUGCCAUGAUUAAGUGAUUGCUACUGAUCGGCGGCUCUCGUUGCCUUGAAAGGGUAGAAAAUGUGUGAAUGGUAAAAGGGCCUUCUACAAGUAUGCCUUGGAUGUGGACAACGAUCAUCAUCAUCAUCAUCUAAGCUUAAUAUCCAAAUUAAUGGGGGCAGCUCCAUGAAUCCUGUUCCCCCAUCCGCUCUAUCAAGGACCAUUUCUCAGUUAACCAUAAUUCAUGGUAUCCUUUCCUACCAUCUCCACCCACUUCCCUCUCAAAUGGCUAUGGCAUACAUAUGUGCGUUGCUGCCAUCAUCUUUUCUACACCAGGUUUUGCUAGCCCACACACUUUUAAACACCGCAUGCAUGCUACCUGGCUGGCAUGUUGUACAUCUGAACAUUGCAUAAGGUGGCCCCAACCAUGAAGAUGAAUAUAUGAAAAAAGAAAAUAAAUCAGGAUGGUCCAAUCAUCAAGUGGACUGCCCAUGCAGGGAUAAAAUGGACAGUUUGAAAGACUUGCCAAAGUCCAUAUUCAAAACAUGCGUGUGGCCCAUUUAAUGAGUAAACAAGUCCAAUUAUUUUGUAUGGCCAUCAUCCCAGUGCGAGCCACCUAAUGCACCUCCGGGACACUAGCGAGGUUGGCAAGGAUGCUUGCAUGAAACGGUGUGUGUGCAGAGAGGCGUUUGUGGGCCUAGCAAAUCAUCUUAAGAUGUUACUAGCUGUUUAGUUUGCAUGUAUAAAUAUGACGAACUGAAUCUCAUUGGCCAUACAUGAAAGGGUUUUGAUGGAUGUUUGUCAG